AUGGGCAGUCGUGGGCAAGUGGCUUCAUCUCCUGCUGCUUGCCAGGCCCAUGGCAGCAACGCAGGGCUCAGCAGCAUCCACCAGCUGAAGGAAAGAUGCUGCUUCUCCCUGCAAACCUCCUACCCUUGGGCAGGUGUGUAUGGAUUUAUAAAUACAUGCCUGAAGUCUUUGGUGGUUGAAAAGUACGGUGAAGAAACAUGGGAAAAAUUAAGACUGCAGGCUGGAGUCCAGGAUUCCUUCUUGACUUUUGAGGUUUACAAAGAUGAGAUCACAAUGCAGCUCGUUGACAAAGCCUGCAAAAUAUUAGGUGUUCCUGCUGACAUGGUGCUGAGAGAGUUUGGAGAGUAUUUCUUUGAAUUCUGUAAGCGCUCAGGCUAUGACCACAUGCUGAGGACACUGGGUGGAAAUCUCUAUGAGUUCAUAGAGAACCUGGAUGCAUUGCACAGCUACCUGUCCCUUUCUUACCAGGAGAUGAAUGCCCCAUCUUUUAGAGUAGAAAAGAAUGAAGAUGGGUCAAUGCAUUUACAUUACUAUUCAGAUAGAAGAGGUCUGUGCCAUAUCGUACCAGGAAUCAUUGGUGCAGCAGCCCUGGAUUUUUUUAACAUUGAGAUUUCAAUGGAAAUAGUCAAUCAAACGGAAGAAGAAGAAAGAACUGGGAAAAAAGAACAUAUUGUUUUUCUUGUCACUCAAAACCCUGUAUUUUCAUACAAGGAAAGAAACGAAUUUUCUUCCUCAUCUCAAUACCUUGCUGACUCUGAAAAAAGAAUUGAGAACCGACUGAAUAAAGAGGACCUUGAAAAAGCCAAGAACACAAUUAGAGACAGAGGAAGCUCUGUUUGUCCUGUCAAGAAAAGUCACUGGAAAACAAUAAGAGGAAUAAUCACAUUAGGAAAAGGUAAGCUCCUGAGAGGAUUUGAUCCGGUUUAUCCCAAGAGCCUCUGGGUUGACACAAAAACAUUUUGCAAUGGACUUCCUUUUCAUAUGGUUUUUGACAAAGAGCUCAGAGUGAAGCAAGCUGGGGUGAGCAUUCAAAAGAUAGUACCUGGCCUUCAGACCAUGGGCAUCUGCUUGGAUCACUAUUUCAGUAUCGUUCACCCAGAAGUACCCUUCACCAUCUCUAGCAUUCAGAAAUUCAUCAACAGCCAAUUUGUUUUCCAAACUAGAAGAGAGAUGAUGCCAGAGUCAUGGAAACAACGGCCAAUGCUAGAGCUGAGAGGCCAGAUGAUCUGGAUGGAGUCCCUGCAGUGCAUGCUCUAUCUCUGCUCACCUUUGCUUCGCUCUUUGCACGAACUGGAGGAGCGACAGAUGCAUAUUGCAGACAUUGCACCUCACGACGUGACCAGGGAUUUGAUUCUUCUCAAUCAGCAGCGACUGGCAGAGAUGGAGCUCUCUAACCAGCUGGAGAGGAAGAAGGAAGAACUGCGGAUACUGUCGAAGCACCUAGAGGAAGAGAAGAAAAAGACUGAAGCUCUGCUCUAUGCCAUGCUUCCUCAGCAUGUGGCCAACCAGCUGAAAGAGGGGAAGCGAGUUGAGGCAGGAGAGUUCAAGGAGUGCACUAUAUUGUUCAGCGAUGUUGUGACCUUUACCAACAUUUGUGCCCAAUGUGAGCCUAUUCAGAUUGUUCUCAUGUUAAAUUCAAUGUACCUGAGAUUUGACAGACUGACCACGGUGCAUGAUGUGUACAAGGUGGAGACAAUUGGCGAUGCCUAUAUGGUGGUAGGUGGGGUCCCUGUGCCUGUGCCCACUCACGCGGAGCGAGUUGCUAACUUUGCCUUGGGGAUGAUAAUAGCAGCUAAAGGAGUGCAGAACCCAGUUUCGGGAAAUCCUAUCCAAAUUAGAGUUGGGAUCCAUACAGGUCCUGUUUUGGCUGGAGUUGUUGGAGAAAAGAUGCCUCGUUAUUGCUUGUUUGGAGACACAGUGAAUAUAGCUUCCCGGAUGGAGAGUCAUGGCGUCCCGAGUAAAAUUCACCUCAGCUCCAGUGUCUAUCAAUGCUUAAAAUACAAGAAUUUUGAGAUGACUGAAAGAGGAGAAAUAGAAGUAAAAGGCAAAGGGAAAAUGCACACAUACUUCCUCAUUAGAAAUAAAACUGCAACAGAGAAUGAGAUAAUGGGAAGGCCAAUGAAAGGCUUAGAUUCUGGCCAUGAAUCUGUCCAGUCCUUUCAAGAAGGCAGAACUGAGACAAUACCAAAUUGUCAUCAGCCAGUUACUCAGACUCAACUAGAGAAGGACCAGACCCCAGCUAUUGCAAUGAAGUAUGUUGAUGGCCCCACAGAUGUGCAAAACAGCCUCAAAAGAAGAAAUCAAGCAAAAAUUGCAGAUUUAAGAGGCAAAACUUAUGAUUCCAAAAGCGAUGGGAGUCUCCAUGGCAACCAGCAUGCAGAUGAUGGUCCUUGUCCUCUAAACCAGGGAAGAGUCAAACCUGCUACUGAAGAAUCACGGAUUAGAAAUGUUCGCUCUAAUUUUUGCACUUUACUCUAAGUUUGUUACUUUUUACAUUAAACAGAGCAAUUUUAUUAUAAUUUAGUGCAUUUUGCUGUUGUGGGACUGAUUUUGCAUAUCAGAUACCACAUGAUUUUGUAAAAAAAAAACCAAAAUACAAGAAAAAGACAUUGCAUCACAGGUUUCAGCAAAAAGAAAACAAUGGAGGAUAUAUAUUUUUUUUAAUCGAUCUACACGUGCCAUAUAAUACCCCCACUGGGGAAUGAAACCACCACAAGAAGCUUUGAAGACCUAUUUUUCAGUCUUUGAAUAUCCCUAUGUAAAAAUCACUUUUUUUGGUAUGUCAUGCAGCAAAUUCAGAAAGAGGUGACUCAUCCAGCUAGAAAUAUUCCUACUGAAAUGAGCACUUGCCAUAAAAGAAACAUUCCCUGAAGUGACCAUCUGUCUUGACUUGAGCACAGCCAACAACUUCUCCAUGUAAGGUUAGCAGAGUUUGAUGUACAUUUUAAGCGUGAUGACAGUUUGAUCUCCUAACGGGUCUUUUAUUGGAUAAAGGCAUCAUGCAGUAGAAGUGCAAAAUAGAGCUAAUACAACCUGGUUUUUUCCAUCCAGAAGAGAAAAUUCUGUGUACUUUAUAGCUUACAGCAGUAAAAACCCAUCUGUAACCUUCGAACCAGCCAUCCGUGCGGUGCUUAGAUGGUCAUAGAAGGAGACACACAUAGUGGAGUUACACAGCAUCAAAUUCAUCACAACACUGAAGGACUGUUCAAGGCCUGUGAACUGUUUGAGACUGUCAAACGAGUUGCCAGUUUGUUUCUCAUUUUCUCACCCCAGCUAGACAAAAAUAAACUCUCAGGACUAGAGAGGGAGCCUGUCAGUUCUGGAAUUAAUGUUGUUAGCGUCAUUGAAAAUAACAGUGUUAAAAAUCAACAUCACUUACCUGGUGUCAGAGGCUCCUCAGCUGAAUGACUUCCAUGCCACUAUAUUCUUAGAUUAAGACUGAUCAGAAAUGGCAGAGAACAAUUGAAGUUCAGCUGUCAGGGAUUUAAGAUGUGGGAGCAUAAAUACAAUGGAUAUAAAGGUUGUGGACAAUUCGGCACAUCAUAAAUUGUGCUCUCGCUCCCAUAAACAGAGCUUGGAGUAGGUGGAAUGUACUUGCACUGGGUGACUUUGACAGGAGAUGCACCCUGCACACCAAUUUAUUACCUUUGGGCAAGGGUUCGCUGUCUAAGGAUGCAAGCACGGGACCCAUUUGAACUUUGAGCAAGAACUCAUUGGAGAAGAUGAUGUUACUCCUCUGUUACAGUCUGGAGCAUCACAUUUCCACCUCUGUGUCUGCGGCAAGAGUAAGGCUCUUUAAACACCAGACAGAGAGGUAAGAUUGAUGAAAGGCAUCUCCUCCUCUCUAUAAUAUAACAAGAUGAAAUGUCACCUGGUUAGAUUUUCUUUUUAAAUCUCUGAGGCAGUAACUCCCUUGUCUGGGUGCUCUACAGCUCUGUCUACAUUAGCAAGUACUGCAGACCAGAAGAGGAGGAUAUGUAGAGUGAAACCAUCAGUGCUAUUUGUCCACACUGUAGAUAUUGCAGAGGGCUUGCUAGUGUGGUCCCACUCACUGAAUAUGUGCUAGCUUUUGGAGUACUCACCUUACAAGCACAUCCUCUGACUUGGUUUCAUCCAGAAGAUAUCCAUUCGUGUGCUUUGAGACCACUCUACAGUGUGAAACAAAGUACGGUAAGUGGGUUUGACCAGGAAAUUCAGUCAGGAGGGUGCUCCUGACUCUGAAAUGCUGAUGUAGACACAUCCUUUAACAUUAACACUUUCCACAGUAUAACUGAGUAGCACCAUUCUGGGCGAGUGCAGUUUUAUGAAAGGCAGGAUUGGUUUAUUUAUCUAGGCACUGUUCAUUAUUUUGGGGAGGGCAAGAUCUACUGUAGAUGAAGAUGGAUCUAUAGAUUAUUAUCGUCAAGUUGGAUAUCAAGAUUUGAAACAUUUGACUGUGUGCUACCCUCAGACACACAAUGUCUAAAUUUCACCUUCAUCCUUGGUUACUCCUCCCCAUGGUCCCAGUGCUCAUGGCUUUGCACUUAGGCAUUAUGAACACAGCUUUAAAAAGACUUUCCUAAGAAAGAUAACACCCAACUUCUUCCUCACUUACAAUGAUUUAAACAUGAAAAAACAGUGAAAUCAGCACUAUCCCAUUGAUCCAAGUUGAGAAUCAACUGUGACAAGACUUCUUUGAUUCCAACAUAGAGACACGUUUCACUACUCUUUAGUCCUGCUGAUGGAACGGAGAACACAACAUUUAACAGCUGGCAGUGGUGGACUCUGUCUUUAUCAGCAUUUGCUAUGGAGAUUUAAAGCAGCUUAGCCCCAAGCACAAGCCUGACACAGGAGUGCACACCCCUCAGUGGCCAGUGCUAAUGCAGGAGGGAACAUCUUGCUGUCUCAGCUGCUCCAGCAAUCCCAUCAUUGUAUGGCUGAAUACGACUGAUCAUCUCUCCAAAAGGAAUGUCUUCCAAUUGGAAAUGCUCUGCAAUCCAACAAGCCUGGCCAUUGGUGACUGGGUCUUGGUAUAUUCCAGAGUGGUUUCAGGUAGAAGCCCAGGGCUCCUCUGAACUCGUAUGGAUCCUCUUGGCAAGAAGAAAGAAAAGGAUCAUGGCUUAAUUGCUGCCUGUAUCUUUCUGCCCAAAUUUUAACACUUGCUUUGCUUAUUCCUGCCCUUUUUGCACUGAACAAUCUAUGAAUGUUUAAUAUUGCAAUGUUUUAAUUGCCAGUAAGUGCUCCAUGGUAAGUGACUUCAUGCUGUACUGUGGUAAAACUGAUGUGCUAAGUGGUUUCUCUGUGGCAUCUGCUACAAUCUGGUUCUCUUGGAGAUGCAGAGCUAGGUCAAAUCUGCACAACUGCUUUUAAAAAUUAAUGUGCCUGUGCAUCAUCAUGUAUUCUUAAAUCUUUGGGCACUGCUAAAGACUGCAAAAGUAUCACUCAAAAAUAAAUCUUUCCAUUAAUAUACUGUUGGCCAUUUGUCAAUGAUUACUUCGAUUCCUUUCCCUCUUUUCCCUUCCAUCUUUUCUGUUAAUUUUCUCUAUGAGCAUACAAAAGUUUAAGGCUGUAAUAUCUAUAAUAAAUGUCCGGUGAGUUUAAUUUCUAGACCAUACACAAAGUUAUAGGUAUUUGUGUGACAUCAGAAUCCGCAGCCUACUACAAGUAACACUGUCAUAUGGUUACUAAUACAUGGUCUUAGUGUCAGUGACCUAUGGACAUUGAAUUAACACAAAAGGAGUGGGAGAAGUGCAUUCCCAUUGCUGCUUCAUGGAAGCUGAGGCUUAGAAAACUUAAAAGUUGAUAUUUUUUUAAAGCUGUCUAGAGCAUAUGGAAUCCCAAAUCCCAUUAAAUCUGGUGUUCAACCAUGAAUUUUCAAAAGUGCUUGGGUAAAUCAAAGGUCCAGAUUUUCAAAGACAUUUGUUGUUACUUUGCUAAGUGAAAUCAACUGGAUUUAGAUACUUAUCUGAACGUGUAUGCAACGUCCUGUUUCUUACAAUGAAGCUUUCAUUAAAACAUUUACAAACCACUUCCCUGUGAAUGCCUUCUGAAAUAAGCUGUUCGGAAAACUUUCCAAACUGUAACCUCAUUUGCUGGAAAUCACCAAUUCAUUACUUCUGACAUUACAAUGCAACUCUGU
Calidris pugnax (ruff) is the source of this 6118-nucleotide messenger RNA. RefSeq names its product guanylate cyclase soluble subunit beta-2-like. Lineage: Eukaryota; Metazoa; Chordata; Aves; Charadriiformes; Scolopacidae. The record is from RefSeq and is a predicted model, not a curated record. Gene Ontology annotation, molecular function: heme binding; guanylate cyclase activity. Gene Ontology annotation, cellular component: guanylate cyclase complex, soluble. The transcript has 16 exons. Bases 1 to 2478 code for a protein of 825 amino acids. Gene Ontology annotation, biological process: response to oxygen levels; cGMP biosynthetic process.